AUGGAGCAAUCAGUUGUUGAUGACAUAAUCAGUCGACUGUUAGAAGUUCGAAACCGUCCGGGGAAGCAAGUUCAAUUAUCGGAGGCCGAGAUCCGUCAACUCUGCGUUGUUUCUAGAGACAUUUUCAUUCAACAACCUUAUUUAUUAGAACUCGAAGCACCUAUCAAAAUUUGUGGUGAUGUACAUGGUCAAUAUUCUGAUCUCUUAAGGCUUUUUGAGUAUGGUGGAUUGCCUCCCGAGGCUAACUACUUGUUUUUGGGGGAUUAUGUGGAUCGGGGAAAGCAGAGUUUAGAAACAAUUUGCCUUCUCCUUGCUUAUAAGAUUAAAUAUCCUGAGAACUUUUUCCUAUUGAGAGGAAAUCAUGAAUGUGCUUCUAUAAACCGGAUUUAUGGAUUUUAUGAUGAGUGCAAGAGAAGGUUUAAUGUAAGAUUAUGGAAGACAUUUACAGACUGCUUCAAUUGCCUUCCUGUGGCAGCUCUUAUUGAUGAAAAGAUUUUGUGUAUGCAUGGGGGGAUUUCUCCUGACUUGCAUAGUUUGGAUCAGAUUAGAAAUCUACAACGGCCCACUGAUGUUCCUGAUACAGGUUUGCUUUGUGAUCUUCUUUGGUCUGACCCAAACAAAGAUGUUCAAGGAUGGGAAAUGAAUGACAGGGGAGUUUCAUAUACAUUUGGUGCUGAUAAGAUCACAGAGUUUCUUCAGAAACAAGAUCUUGACCUAAUUUGCCGUGCUCAUCAGGUUGUGGAGGAUGGAUAUGAGUUCUUUGCUAAUAGACAACUCGUAACAAUAUUUUCAGCACCUAAUUAUUGUGGAGAGUUUGACAAUGCCGGUGCUAUGAUGAGUGUUGAUGAGACACUAAUGUGCUCUUUCCAAAUAUUAAAGCCAGCUGAUAAAAAAACAAAGAUCAAUUUUGGAAGUACAACCACUGCUAAGCCUGGAAACUCUCCUGCAAGUGUAAAGUCUUUCCUUGGUGCAAAAGUAUGA
This is a messenger RNA of Lathyrus sativus (Indian pea), 981 nucleotides long. The record is from the annotation of a GenBank genome assembly. Lineage: Eukaryota; Viridiplantae; Streptophyta; Magnoliopsida; Fabales; Fabaceae.